UUUCUCUCAAAGGCAUCUUGCAUCAGCCUGUGGAUGUAUGCCUACCACGGGGCUCCUUCACCGGCAAAGUGGAAAAAGAAGUGGUUCACGAGAAAUUCUUCUUUUGGGUUGGGGAACCUACUGGAUUAUAACCGUUUUCUUCUUUUCAAACCUGGGCGUCCCUGGACUGGAAGGACAUCUACAAGUGGCCUGACGUUUGGUGCCCUAGAGCAUUGUGAAGCUCAUUGCUUGACUUCAAAAGAAACUGAAAUAAUUGAGGAGGAGCAGGGGCCCUGUUUCUGAGGACUCUGCCCUACAGAGAAUGUUCUACACCCGCUGAUACUCCAGAUCCAACUCCAUCUUCUGAAAUGAUCCUGAUUCCCAGAAUGCCCCUGGUGCUGCUCCUGCUCUUGCUCAUCCUGGGUUCUGCAAAAGCUCAGGUUAAUCCAGCCAUUUGUCGCUACCCUCUGGGCAUGUCAGGAGGCCACAUUCCAGAUGAGGACAUCACAGCUUCAAGUCAGUGGUCAGAGUCCACGGCUGCCAAAUAUGGGAGGCUGGACUCUGAAGAAGGAGAUGGAGCCUGGUGCCCUGAGAUUCCAGUGCAACCCAAUGACCUGAAGGAAUUUCUGCAGAUUGACUUACGGACCCUACACUUUAUCACUCUUGUGGGGACCCAGGGGCGCCAUGCAGGGGGUCAUGGCAUUGAAUUUGCACCCAUGUACAAGAUCAACUACAGUCGGGAUGGCAGCCGCUGGAUCUCCUGGCGUAACCGGCAUGGGAAGCAGGUGCUUGAUGGGAACAGUAACCCUUAUGAUGUUUUCCUGAAGGACCUGGAGCCACCCAUUGUAGCCAGAUUUGUUCGCCUUAUCCCGGUCACUGACCACUCCAUGAAUGUGUGCAUGAGGGUUGAGCUUUAUGGUUGCGUCUGGCUGGAUGGCUUGGUAUCUUACAAUGCUCCGGCUGGGCAGCAGUUUGUACUCCCUGGAGGCUCCAUCAUUUAUCUGAAUGAUUCUGUCUAUGAUGGAGCUGUUGGGUACAGCAUGACGGAAGGGCUAGGCCAGUUGACUGAUGGGGUGUCUGGCCUGGAUGAUUUUACCCAGACUCAUGAAUAUCAUGUGUGGCCUGGUUAUGACUACGUGGGAUGGCGGAAUGAGAGCUCUACCAAUGGCUUCAUCGAGAUCAUGUUUGAAUUUGACCGAAUCAGGAAUUUUACUACCAUGAAGGUCCAUUGCAACAACAUGUUUGCUAAAGGUGUGAAGAUCUUUAAAGAGGUCCAGUGCUACUUCCGCUCUGAAGCCAGUGAGUGGGAACCCACUGCUGUCUCCUUUCCCCUGCUCCUGGAUGAUGUGAACCCCAGUGCUCGGUUUGUCACGGUGCCCCUCCACCAUCGAAUGGCUAGUGCCAUCAAAUGCCAGUACCAUUUUGCCGACACGUGGAUGAUGUUCAGCGAGAUCACUUUCCAAUCAGAUGCUGCAAUGUAUAAUAACUCUGGAGCCCUUCCCACAUCCCCUAUGGCACCCACCACCUAUGAUCCCAUGCUUAAAGUCGAUGAUAGCAACACUCGGAUCCUGAUUGGUUGCUUGGUGGCCAUCAUCUUCAUCCUGCUGGCUAUCAUCGUCAUCAUCCUGUGGAGGCAGUUCUGGCAGAAGAUGCUAGAAAAGGCUUCACGAAGGAUGCUGGAUGAUGAAAUGACAGUCAGCCUUUCCCUGCCCAGCGAGUCCAGCAUGUUCAAUAACAACCGCUCCUCAUCACCAAGUGAACAGGAGUCCAACUCUACUUAUGAUCGAAUCUUCCCCCUUCGCCCCGACUACCAGGAGCCAUCCAGACUGAUUCGAAAGCUCCCAGAGUUUGCUCCAGGAGAGGAGGAGUCUGGCUGCAGUGGUGUUGUGAAGCCAGCCCAGCCCAAUGGACCUGAGGGUGUGCCCCACUAUGCAGAAGCCGACAUAGUGAAUCUCCAGGGAGUGACAGGUGGCAACACUUAUUCUGUCCCGGCUGUCACCAUGGACCUGCUCUCGGGAAAAGAUGUGGCUGUGGAAGAGUUCCCCAGGAAACUGUUGGCCUUCAAGGAGAAGCUGGGAGAAGGCCAGUUUGGGGAGGUUCAUCUCUGUGAAGUGGAGGGGAUGGAAAAAUUCAAAGACAAAGAUUUUGCACUAGAUGUCAGUGCCAACCAGCCUGUCCUGGUGGCCGUGAAAAUGCUCCGAGCAGAUGCCAACAAGAAUGCCAGGAAUGAUUUUCUUAAGGAGAUAAAGAUCAUGUCUCGGCUCAAGGACCCAAACAUCAUCCGUCUCUUAGCUGUGUGCAUCACUGAGGACCCGCUAUGCAUGAUCACGGAAUACAUGGAAAAUGGAGAUCUCAAUCAGUUUCUUUCUCGACACGAGCCUCUGAGUUCUUGUUCUAGCAAUGCCACAGUCAGUUACUCCAACCUGAAGUUUAUGGCUACCCAGAUUGCCUCUGGUAUGAAGUACCUUUCAUCUCUCAACUUUGUCCACCGAGACCUGGCCACACGAAACUGCUUAGUGGGCAAGAAUUACACCAUUAAGAUAGCUGAUUUUGGGAUGAGCAGAAACCUGUACAGCGGUGACUACUACCGGAUCCAGGGCCGGGCGGUGCUCCCCAUCCGCUGGAUGUCCUGGGAAAGCAUCUUGCUGGGCAAAUUCACCACAGCAAGCGAUGUGUGGGCCUUUGGGGUGACUCUGUGGGAGACCUUCACCUUUUGCCAGGAGCAGCCCUAUUCUCAGCUGUCUGAUGAGCAGGUUAUUGAGAACACUGGAGAGUUCUUCCGAGACCAAGGGAGGCAGAUCUAUCUCCCUCAACCAGCCAUUUGCCCCGACUCUGUGUAUAAGCUGAUGCUCAGUUGCUGGAGAAGAGAAACCAAGCACCGGCCAUCCUUCCAAGAAAUACACCUUCUGCUUCUUCAACAAGGAGCUGAGUGAUGCCAUCAAUGCCUGGCAAAUGUUCCUGUGACCCAGAUCCUUCCCACAAGACCUAACGCUCACCCACAUCUAAGCCACUCCAGCCGGACACUCAAUGGACCCGAGAGACAGAGAAUUAGUCACUCUGCCCUCUCUGUCCCUUGCCUCCUCCACUACACUUCCCUGCUCCCUACCGUUGACUCAUAUAUACUUUUUUUUACAUGAAAUAACUAAAAGAAGAAAAAAAAUAUAGAGCAGAUAUUAGUAAAAGAAAUGUUACUUGAUAUAACAAAGGGUUAGAUAAUGAAGACUAGAAACUCAGAUAAUUUAUAAAGGUUAUACUUUUUAUAAGUGUGCAGAUCGUACAAUGUUUUUCCAUGUCACUUUCUGUAAAAUACCUUUAGAAAGAAAAAACUUGAAGAAUAUGAAUGUCUUGGGAAACACGAGAUUAGGCUUAAGGAAAAUACUUAGUAGUAAUGAAGAACUUGGCAUUCCACAACAAAUGAAUGAUUUUCUGACUUGGAUGUGACUCUCAGAUCUCUCUGUCUCUAUCUAUCUAUCUAUCUAUCUAUCUAUCUAUCUAUCUAUCUAUCUAUCUAUCUAUCUAUCUAUCUAUCUUGCCAAAGAGAGUGGCAUGUACUUAAAAAGUUCUACCUUGUUUCUUGGAAUGAAUGUUUUCUUCAAUCAUGGCCAGAAACAGAGCAUAUGGGUAGAAAGAAGGCUUGAAGUAGGACAUAGAAAGGGAAAGGUUGCAUAAGAUUCUCGGUAGACGGUGGUCACUGGAAAGGAGGCCUCAGAGGAUGACUAGCAAGUGUACUAUCUAUUGCUCAUGUGUGAGGCUCUUCACCUGUAUGCUCUAUUGCUCAUGCGUGAGGCUCUUCACCUGUAUGCUCUAUUGCUCAUGCAUGAGGCUCUUCACCUGUAUGCUCUAUUGCUCAUGCGUGAGGCUCUUCACCUGUAUGUUUUAGUGACGACUUGACUUUAAUCAGUAAAGCCUAGUGUUUCGAUAUUUUAAUGGUUGCUCCGCCAGUUCCUCUUGUCCAGUUUUAUCUUUUUCAAUAUGUGAUGGCUUUGUGGUAGGCUAGGGCUUCAACUUCCCAGGCAUAAGUAUCCAAUGUCAUGUCCAACAUACAAGAGAUAUGUUCAGAGUGUUUCCAAAAGGUUUACCAAGACCCCUGAAAGAAGUUAUAGGAAGACUGAUUUCCACUCUUUACUUGGGAAAAUAUGGAAAUAGAACAUAUGCAGGUGAAUGGGCUUCCCCAGAGAUGGGUAGUCUCUCAUCUCUGAAAAAUUUCAGAUACUAGCUGAAGAACUAUGCAAGGAGGAGGUUCUUGACUACUGGAUAUGUAUGUGUGGAAUAAUAAAAGGAUGAUCAUUUGGUGUUACUAAAAGUGCUUUUGCCGAAGAGAGGCCACAGAAAAGCGUGAAGUUCUGGCUUCGGGAUUCAUGAGAACUGAUACAUGUUCAAGCUAGGGUCACCUUAGAGCAGAUCUUAAGUUUUCAUCCUCCACAAACUCCAAGAUUCAGCAGAAAUCUAGACUACAAAACCCUUAACUUCUACAGAGGAAAACCAAGCCAAGGUAAAAUAGUGGUGCCCUGCUCCUGUCUGUCCAGUCAGCUUGCUCCAUGGUCUCUUAUAAAUCUGAGAGCUUCUUGGUUCAGCCUUCAGCAUCGCUACAGGACACAGCAGAUGUGUAUCUCUAAGUCUUAACAUUAGUUUUGUAGAUCCCACUCGCUCAUAGCCAAUUUACCUCCUCUCCCAUAGCUUUUCUACCACUCUCAGCAAGACUAACUUUGGGUAGGAGAGAUCAUUGGGUUGGGAACUCUGGCCUUGUUUUGCCUCAAGCCAAAUAUGCAAUCUUUCCAAGUCUUGCUUCUCUCUGAAGUUAUUUUCUUAUCUGUUUCACACAAAAAUCAAAUUAGAUGACCUAGUAAUCUCUUAGAGUUCUGCUAGGUUUUGUGCUUGCUGAAGAACUAGAUUUGUGGUUGUAGCUUCAGUUACAGCUCAGACAAUUGGGCCAGUAAUAGUGAUCCUGAGUAACAUCAUUUAAGUAAUACUGGCACCUGCAUUAUAUCUGCUUUAGAGUGACCAGGUACUUCACGUUAUCUCAUUUGAUAGUUCUAGGGCCAGACACGUUUCUUUCAUAACUCUUGACUAUAUACUCUUCAGGAUUCUGCCCCCAGUUCACUGUAUUCCUUUAAAAAUGACAUUUCCAGGACUCUGCUUUAUGUAACUAAUCUAUUCCAGAUGGCUAUCAAACAUGUAUCAUCAUGUACAGGCACUUUUUUGGUAUGAAGAAGGUUCUACCUUCUGGCACUGAAACCUUUGUAUUAUAGACACAGGUUUAGUUUCUAUUUACACUAGUAGAGUUUAGCAAUGCAGGUCUGAGUGAACGACCAUGGUAGAUGAUGAGGGCUUACUCUAAAGACUUACUCUUAGACAGGUAGCUCAAAUCUAAAUUAGAGAAAUGAAGGUAGGCUUUGAAAAAGAAAGCAGAAACAGAUGAGAAACUGUGGGUUAUUCAUUUCCAUAAGUUACUCGUGAUCAUAAUACAUGUGAACCAUUUAUGUCAAUAUGUCCUUUAGAUUGUCAUAUUUCAAUUUAUACCUUUAUUGAUGAAUGCAUACAUUAGCUGGGUCCAUUUAUAUUUUUUUUUUUAGUUUUGGGGAUCAUACCCAGAGCUCACAUUUGCUAGGCAUGGGUUCUGUCAUUGAUGUAUAGCUUAGUAUCUAUGUUCAAAUCUUGAUCUGGUUACCAGACAAAUGUUUAACUAUGUCACAUAUGUGACCUAGAGUGCAAAUGAGUGCCUCAAGAAGAGCAUUCAUUGUUGGAGCUGUGGAAGGAUCGCCUGUGAAUGCUCAAAACUGUAGAACAAGAGAGGGCUGUAUGCAAGCAUGUAAGUAGUGAUUUUUAAAAGUGGUUACACAAAUGUGUGUGCGUGUGUGUGGCUGGAUGGAGAGGAUGGGAAGAAAAUAAAAAAGACAGUGCCAUAAAAGAGAGGCAAGGAGAGGUUCUGGGGAAGAUACAGGUUGAGGCAAGUCAGAUGUGGUAGAGACAGGGCUAGCUGGAGGCCAUGAAGUCAGUGCUGAUGCAUGAAAAGAGAUCUGUGAGAGGUCAGAAAAGGUGACUUGGAAAGAGUGGAGGGUAAGUAAAGGAGAAAUGCUGGAUGCUGGGUGAGGGUGCCUGCUUUAUUAAAUCGAUGGCAGGUACAUCAUAGGCAAUGCAAGGGAUUUUUGCAGAGUCGAAGAAGGACGUGGUCUUCAUGCUUAUAGAAAUAUGUAGCCACCAGAGCCAUCAGGGAGUGACAUCCUCAUCUCAGGAAGUGGGUACAGAAGGCAGUUUGCUCUCCUGUGGGUUCUAGACCACAUCUAGCACUGGUGACAGUGCUGUCUGUGCACUGGACUUGGGUGUUCCAUGUGCUGUUUCAGCAUGAAGAUCUAGGAGCAUUUGGUAGUGACUGAAUCCACUUUCAAUAAUGCUCAUCUUUGCUUGGUCUAAAAUGGCCACAGCAAACAUGGAAACAAUAGGUGUAAGUUAGACAAUACAAAGUUUUGUCUGCUCUUUGACAGAGGGGUGUGCCAUAUUGGAAACAUGCUUGUGUAUUUCCCACCUACAAGAACAGCAUGAUGUGGGCUUAGGCCAUGUGUUUUAAGUAAAGAGGAGAUGGAGGGGCGUGUCAGGAUGAAGGGAUUGUGGGAAGAUGUUCUGAAGACAUGCACUACAAAACAGGGCAGUGUCUGGUUUCAUCCAGUUAAAAAAUUAAAAGAAUUGCAAUACAUUGCUUAUUGUAACUUUGAUCCUAAGUUGAAUUCAUGGGUCUGGCGUUUGCAGCAUAGUCUUUUUGUUUUGUUUUGUUUUGUUUUGUUUUGUUUUGAAGCCUAUGUCCUUGGGCACUGUGUGGGGCAAGGCCCCAGUGUUUUGGCAAGAUGCAGAUUCUGGUCUCCUGGAAAACUUUUUGAAGUUUCAUAUUCUAGAAACAGAUGAAUGCCAUUGGCACUUGGUGAGUUAAUUGGAAUCCUGAGUUAAGAAUGAAGGAAGGAAGCUGGGUAGUUACUAAAGACUUGAGUAGGCUGGCAGGAAAAGACUGGGGAGGGACCAUUUAGCUGUCCCAGGUUUUCCAGAAAUUUCCUAUUUUGCAAUUCUCUGAGACUUGAAAUAAGUUACAAAAGAAUCAGCACAGACUAGCCUUACUCUGGAUCUGUUUCCCCCCGCCUCCCAAAAAUAGUUUAGUCUGUUUUCAUCCAUUUGAACCAUUUUCAAAACUAAACUCUAGGCCUGACUUGACUUUCACCAGUUUUCCUACCUUUUACUCACUGGGUAUUUUUAGCCUUUGUUAGUUUGUAACCUGGCUGUGGUGGCUUAUGGGAUAAAAGAUUCUACCUAGAUAUUACUCUACAAAUGAGAGAAAACAUCAAAUUGAGAAGCUCUUUUAUCAGUGACUAAUACUCCACCUAUUUGCUGAAUCCACUUUCAAUUAAAGCUCAUCACUGCUGGACCCAGAAUGGCCACAGCAUGACACAGGAGUCAUCUGUAAUAAUUAGCUCCUCUGUUUGGCACUCCAAACAAUUCAAGAACAACUUAAGAAGAGUAACAAUAUAAAAUGGAUUUUAGGUGGAAGGAAAUUCUGAACAGAAGAAUGGGACUUUUGUUGGUGAUGAGAGGGGUCUAUGAUAAAGCAGUAUUUUGGUCAAGAAUUAAGUGGUACUGAAUGGAAGCAGGGAUAUAGUUUGUGGCUAGAAUAUGGCGCAAAUAUAAACCCCUAAUCUGAGGUUAAAACGCUGUCUUCAGAGUAUCAGAGGAGCUUCGUUUGCUUAAUUUCAUCCUUAAUUGUAAUAUCAGCUGCUAAACUAAAUGCAAACACAACAGCUUCCUGGGGAAAAGUUGAAACUCUAGUUUCCUGGAUCACGACUUUGGGUUUUCUGUUAGACAGUUUUUAAGCUGCCUUACUUAAGGGCUACAGAAUAAUAACUGUCUGUGGCUUAUGAAGUUCCUAGCACACAAGUGAAUAUUUUGUGAAUUUUAUGUUUUUAAUGAAUAAAGUAUGGAAAAAUUAUGUA
Messenger RNA from Mastomys coucha (southern multimammate mouse), 7949 nucleotides. It is a transcript of the gene Ddr2, whose product is annotated as discoidin domain receptor tyrosine kinase 2. The coding region runs from base 348 to 2912 and encodes 854 amino acids. Lineage: Eukaryota; Metazoa; Chordata; Mammalia; Rodentia; Muridae. The transcript is spliced from 18 exons. Gene Ontology annotation, biological process: protein phosphorylation; positive regulation of kinase activity; cell surface receptor protein tyrosine kinase signaling pathway. The record is from RefSeq and is a predicted model, not a curated record. Gene Ontology annotation, molecular function: protein tyrosine kinase collagen receptor activity; ATP binding; collagen binding. Gene Ontology annotation, cellular component: signaling receptor complex; membrane.